Cololabis saira (Pacific saury) is the source of this 5781-nucleotide messenger RNA. RefSeq names its product hyccin 2. The transcript is spliced from 13 exons. NCBI's taxonomy places the organism in Eukaryota, Metazoa, Chordata, Actinopteri, Beloniformes, Belonidae. Gene Ontology annotation, cellular component: plasma membrane. The record is from RefSeq and is a predicted model, not a curated record. The coding region runs from base 249 to 2075 and encodes 608 amino acids. Gene Ontology annotation, biological process: protein localization to plasma membrane; phosphatidylinositol phosphate biosynthetic process.
GUCCUGGACGUGCUGCUGCUGCUGCUGCUGGAGAGAAACAUACGCGACCUGAGUGACCGCCCUGAGCAAACAUCUCCUCCGCCUUCCAGACACAGGCACCUCGCUGCAGUCCCUUAACCCAUCUUCUAUGAAAGUGACCCUGAUAGAGCGGGAGAUGUGUGGGACUAUGAAAAACCAUUUGCAUUUCUCUGUGGAGAUUUGAAUUCUGGGACGCUGAGUAGACAACCGAGAGGAGGUCUCUGAGGAAGAUGCUGGGCUCAGAGCGCGGAGUUGUCGAAGAAUGGCUUUCCGAAUUCAAGUCCUUACCAGAAACCCACAUCCCCAGCUACGCUGGCAGCCUUCAUCUCAAAAAGUCUCUGGUGCCCGCGCUCUACAGAGUCAUCCAGGACCCCAACAACGAGCUGCUGGAGCCUGUGUGUCACCAGCUGUUCGAGUUGUACCGCAGCUCCGAAGACCGCUUACGCCGCUUCACCCUGCAGUUCCUGCCUGAGCUGGUGUGGGUAUAUCUGCGCGUAACUGCUAGCAGAGAUCGCCAGAGCAAUGGCUGCAUUGAGGCCCUCCUCCUGGGCAUGUACAACCUUGAAAUUGUGGAUAAAGAUGGCAACAGCAAGCUCCUCUCCUUUACAAUCCCAUCUCUGUCCAAACCGUCAGUAUAUCAUGAGCCUUCGAGCCUCGGGUCGAUGGCUCUGACUGAGGGAGCCCUCUGUCAACAUGACCUGAUCAGGGUGGUCUACAGCGGCCUCCACCCUCAGAGGGAGACCUUCACUGCACAGAACAGGUUUGAGGUGUUGUGUUUCCUCAUGCUCUGCUACAACUCUGCUGUGGUCUACAUGCCCCUUUCUUCCUUUCAGUCCGUCUGCAGGAUGAGCUCACGGUUGUGUGUAUGCGGUUUCCCCCGGCAACAACAGAAACUUUGGAGAGAGCCUUGCAACCGUGUGCUGCUGGACCCCGAGUUCAUGGUGCAGAUGCUGACAGCAGUUUAUCACGCCAUAUACAACGGGGAGUGGGAGAUGGGACGAGAAGCUCUGGAGGACAUUGUGUACAGAGCCCAGCUAGAGCUUUACUCCCAGCCUCUCCUGCUGGGUAACGCCAUGAAAAACUCGCUGCCAGAAAGUGCUCCCGAGGAGUCGCCCGGGCGCAAGGUGCUCCAGGUGGAGGUGACGCCCACCAUCAGCCGCAUCUCCAUCUCAGCAAUCACCACCGCCUCCAUACGACGCCACCGCUGGAAGAGAGAGGAUUGUUUUGACUACUCAACCGAAGCAGAGUUGAGCCUCAACGUCAGUCAUCCUAGGCUCGCCCAGCACCAGCACCACCCUUCCUGGGAACCUGCAAGUAAAGAGGGGAAAGGAGGGCGGCAUCACAGCCACCACAGCAGCAGCAGCAGCAGCAUCAUUCCCCCCAUCACUCUCGAGGAUGCCGACGGCAUGAGCGGUGGAGAGGAUUCCUUCAACAUCAAUGACCCGGACGAGGGUUUCUCCUCGGGGGCUUCCAACAGCAGCCAGCCCAGCGGCAGCAAGGCGGGCGGCAGCGUGGGGGCGAGGGGCAGCAGCCUGAACAGUAGCAGUAGCAGCCUGAAGAAGGCCAUCACAGCCCGACUGUCGCGCGACCGGGAGAAGGACCGGGAGAAGGACAGGGAGCGAGAAAGGGAGGCGGAAAAACAGGCAGAACUGUCCACAGAUCUUCAGGCUGCUGUGAAGAGGCAUCACCAGAGGCAGCAGUCCCCCCCACCCAGCAUCACCCUGGAUGCAAUCCACCUCAGUCCCAUCAAGAAGCACCUGAGCUUCCCUGUGGCGCCCACGCUGGUUCGGACUGGCAGCACCUCCUCCAGCAAGUCCAUUGACUGCAUGAGUUUCAACGUGAAUGGAGGCGAGGACGAGCGAGGGGAGGCGGCGGGAGGCUCCGACAAAGAGGCGGGGGUUCUUGCCGGGGGCCCCCAUCGUCACUCCACCAUAAGCUUGCAGGAGGAGCAUCUGAUCAGGCCGGAGGAGGCCCAGGACCUCCUGUCCCCCGGAGCUCCUCUCACCAAGCAGUCGCGCUCCCCAAGUUUCAACAUGCAGAUCAUAUCACAGGUCUAAUGUGCGGUGCAGGGAACGGUGGAUACACAAACAACUGUUCAUAACAUCCUCAUACUUUUUUUUUUUAAAAGCUCUACUAUGACAACUCCUGUCCAUCUAUCUGCGUCUGUUUGUGUGUUUGUGUGUGUGCAUGCGUGGAUGUGUGUUUUAGGAUGGAGGAAGAGAUCUUCAGAUUAUAAGAGCUUCGUCUUUUGUCUUUUUAAACAUAUAUUAAACUGUGACCUACGGUCGUAGCUGGAACACGGCAAAUGGAAGCUAAUAAUGACCUCCCCUCUGCUGUAAGAGGAGUCCAGCGUGUUGCUGCAUCCUCCCAUCUGACCAAGCUGAGCAUUCCACACACAAGUCUCCUCCGAGGGAGGAUAUGACGAGACAAAAAAUUUGUAAGGAUCCCUCGUUGGCUGUAGGCCACGUGUGACAUUAGAGGUCGUUUUUUUUUUUUUUUUUUUUUUUUUUUUUUUUUGAGUUCGUGACUGAAUCAGUCAAAAAUGAAUCAGCAAUAACACGUCGCUCAUGUGGAGAAAAGUGGGGAUUUUGUUGCUCUUUCUCCUCAUUUCUUCCCUUUCAUUCCCAGGGUCAUGUGCAAUCACUCUUUGCUGGUUUCCUCUCAUUUUAAUUGCUGUUUUCAGUUAGCCAUACAUGAUUUUAUGAAUACUUUCUUUCCAUGUUUGCAGACACAAUCCAAAGAAGUGGGUUUUUGUUUGUUUUUUUAAUUGAUUUCAGACUCAGAUGAUUCUUUAGAUUUCAAAUUAAUUAAUCUUAUAAUAAUAUUCUAAUUUAAUUUGAAAAGUCAAACUUUUAAGAUUGUAUUCAAACCAAACUGGAAUGUGGCAAGAACUGAGCUUGCCUGAAGCUUUUAACUGGACAAAUCUGAAGAAAUCUUUACUGUGCAGCUAUAAAAGGAAAGACUUGUUUUGUGACUUGAAUUCAAUUCUGAAGCUGAAUCGUUUGGUUUCUGCGUGACACUGAAGGCAAUGACUGUGUCUUAUAUUUGGUUUCAACCCGUUUCAUGUAUCCAAUCUUAGUGUGGUUAGUGUGUUGAAGCUGUGGCCUGUGUGUGUGUAUGUGUGUCUUCACCAUCACGUCACAGCAGAUUAUAUGCUGCCCUCUGGUGGUUUAUAAUAGCAACUGCACCUCACCAGGCUCAUGACAACCGUCUCGUGUUUUUACCUGAUCACACACUUUAAACAUGUUGUGUUUGAUCACAUUGUGUGUUCACCUGCCGCUCAGAUAAAUGUGUCACAGGAAAUGCAAAAUUUAAAACCUCAUUGUGUUUGAAACUGCAGUAUUGACCCGACCAGAGGAGUUUCCUACUCCAGCUACAAUGAAAUGAAAACUGCAUCAUGUGAGGGGUUGUGACCGACGUCAUCGCUUUGCAGCACUACAGAGAUUUUGCAUUUCCUGUUUUAUAUCAAACAACCACAUUGGGAUUAACCUGUUUUCGGUAUUUCAUUUUUUUAAUGAAUGCUCUGUAAUGUCCUGCUCAUCUUUUGCUUUUUUUUUUUUUGUGUGUGAUGUAAUGAUAUUGAAGUGCAAUUUUCUUAGUCGUCACGCGCAUGGAAUUCUUCUCUGCUUUGAAAUGCCUGCAUUUGUCCACAGUGCUGCGUAGCCUUGUGUAGUGCCCCCCACUCAGACUGAUGGAUUUGAACACGGCAUGCUCGUCUGUAGGUUUUAGUGCCCCACAAAGCUGCGCCGUUUCAGUUCAAUGAAACGGCCAGCGAGCCAAACACAAGUCCUGCAGUCCUGUCCUCAUCUUAGCCAGAUGUGCCAAUACACAUCCUUAAGCUUUUUUUUUUUCUUGCCCUGGUGUCUUAUCUCAAUUGCUUCUCUUAUUUUAAAGCUGGGGACCUCAAACACCUGUUUUCCCAUAGAAGCAGCUUCACCUGUUUUUUUUGUUGUUUUUUUUUUUUUUUCAACUAUUUUUGCCAUUAAUUUAUUUCAGGUGGGUGUACGAGCCCCAACGUUUUCACCAUAGUUUCUUAGCUCUGCUAAAAUCAGUAUAUUACGCGUCAAUCUACUGUAGAUGUCAGCUGCUCUAUUGCUCACGUAUGAAAAUGAAUGACUAAUGUAUAUAUUUAAAAAAAAAAGAAGAAAAGCAAUCAGUUCGGCUUGCAGUGAAAACCCCACACACUCAUGCGGCUGCAGCCGCUCAGUCCCGGUCCUGAGUCAAUCCCAUUUGUGCUUUAGCCUUAAACGUUUCAGGCCAAAAAGCCUCCUGUCUCCGGCUGUUUGGCUUCGCACGCUCCUCCACCUCCUCCUGCUGGACUGGGUCGUGGAAAAAAGAAGAGCGAGUUCAGGCUCUCACCUCCUCUCGUCUGCUGUCAUCCCUGUGACAUGUGCCUCUCAGAGAGCUGUGUGUUCCCAUUUGCUGUAUUUUGCUGUGAGUCAAGUGACACCUUUUUGCUGUUUUUUAAAACUGGUGAUGUGUUCAUGUCAUAUAUGAGUAACCUCCCACCUCCCUCCCUCCCUCCUCCAAAACCGAAGUUACCAGCUGCCACGUUGGUACUGUAUGUCGACUUUAGAGUACCAGAUAUCCCUCGGUGUGUGUGUGCUGUUAUUUGCAUGUGAUCGGGUCGGGAAAUGAACACCAGCCGGUGAUUGUCAGUUCAGUUUGUCUCGGGUUUGACAGAACAAUAAGCUUUUUAAAACCUCACUCAGUCCGUUUGCAUUUCAGGCAAAACCUCCUCCGUUAGGUGAAAAUGUCUCACCAGAUUCGUCAAUCACCGCGGCUGGUGGGGAAGGUUCAUUUCUUGUCCUGCAUGUGAUAACUGUGGGCUUUGUUUUCAUAAAGUAUAUGCACUUUAAUCCAUCCACCUCUCUACAGAUAGUUACUAAAAUAACAUAUAUAGAUGUGCAACAGUGUAUACACUCAGUGCAGGGUUUUAGUCUCUUUAAAGUAGAACUCCUAUGGGAUGUCCCAUCCAAUACAAGGCUAUUUUUGUUAAGUUCUAAGGGUACAGCUAUUUAUUAUUUUUAUUUCAUUUUAUCUUUUCAAAACCAAAAAGUGAGAGGGGAAAAAGAAAUUAUAGGGUCUGGAAGGUCUCAGGAGUUUAUGGAGAAAAAAAAAAGAAGCCACAUUUCACAAAUGGCAGCACCAAAAUUUCAGUUCUUGACAUGAUUGAUUCUAUGCAACAUUUUGUUUCCCCUUUUUCUUUAUUUGAAAUGUAUUUUGGAGUACACAGGCUUUCGUUGAUUCUUGUCAGGUGGGAGGGGCUACAUGCAUUUUAGCUGGUUUUUAAAGAGUCCCCCAUUCAGUGAUUGUGUUCAUACACACUGCUGUAGUGCUACCAAGCACAGGAUCGCUCAUGUGGGUGGAAAAAAAUAAAUAAAAGAGGACCAUCAGUCUAUCAUGCAACUGCCCCCCUCCCUCAGAGCGAAAGCCACACCCAGACUCCUGGUGCAUGUCGAGCCCUCCUGUCAGUUUGCUGCUCUGUGGCUCGGUUGGUGUAUGAAAUAUAAACACAAUAACGGUGAUGAAUCUAAUCUGGAUGCUUCAAGGGAAGCUGCUGGAUCAUAACACUGUACUAAUGAUGAUGUAUAAAUGAAGAGAGACUUAUUUUAAAUCCUUGUAAAUAUAGAAAUGUACAAAGAUAAAAGCAAGAUGAAUAUAAACACUGAAGAUAAGUCUGAGAUGUAGAGAGAAAUUAAUCUGUAUAUUGUUAAAUAAAUAUUGUGCUGUAAAGGAUCUGAGUACAUCUGCUGUUUGUGU